AUGGAAGAGUCGAUCCUGGCGUCCCUGACGGGAAAUCUCCUCAUCGUCUCCAUCAUCGCCCUCGACCGGCGUCACCACACCCCCAUGGAAAUCUCCUUCCUAAGCUGUGCAGCACAGGUCUGUCUGCUGAUUUUCUUUGCAGGUGCAGAAUAUUUUGUCCUCACGGUGAUAUCCUAUGACUGCUACGCUGCAAUCUGCCUCCCGUUGCGCUACGAGGCGUCCAAUGGGAGACUUGGUACCAGCCUAGCCUGGCAGAGGUCGGCGACCCCCAACCCCAUGCUGCCGCGGUACUUCUUCCUCAUGCACCUGUCCGUCCUCAACCUCUUCACCAUCACCGUCACCGUCCUCAACUCCGUCCACAACUCCAUGACCAACUGCUACUCCAUCUCCUUCUUGGGCUGUGCCGCACAAGUCUUCCUGUUGGCUCUGUUCGGCUGUUCAGAGUUUUACAUCCUCAUAGCGAUGUUCCACGAUCACUACGUGGCCAUCUGCUGCCCCCAGCACUAUAGUGUCAUCAUGGACCAAGCGGCCUGUAUCUCCUGCUCCAAGGACCUAGUCGCCAUCAAUAAAAUAAAAAAAGCCUUUUCCACCGGCUCCUCCCACAUGAUCGUCAUCUCCCUCUCUUACAAUAGCUGCAUAUUCAUGUACAUCAAGCCAACACCCAAGGAAGGAUUAGACUUCUACAAGAAGGUGGCGGUGCAAAGCACCUCCUUGGCCCCUACACCCUACGAAACCAACAGGUGA
Molecule: messenger RNA, 744 nt
Organism: Tachyglossus aculeatus (Australian echidna)
Lineage: Eukaryota; Metazoa; Chordata; Mammalia; Monotremata; Tachyglossidae
Product: olfactory receptor 6C76-like
Exons: 7
Coding region: 1-744 (247 amino acids)
Cellular component (GO): membrane
Source: RefSeq, a predicted model, not a curated record